CUUUCGCUCUCUCGCUCCUCCUUUUCUUUCUGAGUCUAAAUAUAAUAGAAAGAAACAUACAAAGAAAACCACUCUCCUUAGCUUCAUCACUCUCUUUAAACCUCUCUGUUUUCUUUUUGCCACUACUAAUUGCAUUAAGACAAGACAUGGGUUUUUCUCCUUGCACUGUGAUUUCCUCAUAAUUGCAUUCAGAUUCUCUCACCUUCGUUUUCAGCUACAGCUACAAGGUUAAACAGUUGAAGAAAAUACAACAGGGCAGACCAACUUCAGAGAAGGGGUGAUUUUGUGAUGGCCAAGGAACAACUGGAAGUGCUGAAUGCACUUGAUGUGGCGAAAACACAAUGGUACCAUUUCACAGCAAUUGUGAUUGCUGGCAUGGGCUUCUUCACAGAUGCCUAUGAUCUCUUCUGCAUUUCCCUUGUCACCAAAUUGAUUGGCCGCAUAUAUUAUCAACAACCUGGAGCUGCUGAGCCUGGAAGUUUGCCUUCAAAUGUCUCGGCUGCUGUUAAUGGUGUGGCCUUCUGCGGCACCCUCACAGGCCAGCUCUUCUUCGGCUGGCUUGGUGACAAAUUGGGCCGAAAACGAGUCUACGGCAUGGUCCUUAUGGUCAUGGUCAUAUGCUCAGUUGCAUCCGGCCUCUCAUUUGGGAGAGACGCCAAGGCUGUGGUUUCGACACUUUGCUUUUUCAGGUUCUGGCUAGGCUUUGGAAUUGGCGGCGACUAUCCUCUCUCAGCCACUAUCAUGUCUGAGUAUGCAAAUAAAAAGACCCGUGGUGCCUUCAUUGCUGCUGUGUUUGCCAUGCAAGGUUUUGGGAUUUUGGCUGGUGGAAUGGUUGCAAUUAUAGUAUCUGCAGCAUUCAAGCACAGUUUUCCUGCACCCUCUUAUGAAGCUGAUGCAGCUGCCUCUAUUUUCCCACAAGCCGAUUAUGUUUGGCGAAUUAUUUUGAUGUUUGGUGCACUCCCAGCUUUGCUUACUUAUUACUGGCGUGCCAAAAUGCCCGAAACUGCUCGGUACACUGCCUUGGUUGCCAAGAAUGCCAAGCAGGCUGCUGCUGAUAUGUCGAAAGUUUUGCAGGUUGAGGUAGAACCAGAGCAGGAGAAGAUAGAGCAACAAGGAGGGAAUGAUUUUGGUUUGUUUUCCAAAGACUUUCUUAGCCGCCAUGGCUGGCACUUGCUUGGAACUACCAGCACAUGGUUCUUGCUGGACAUUGCCUUCUACAGCCAGAAUCUAUUCCAAAAGGACAUCUUCAGUGCCAUUGGCUGGAUCCCAAAGGCAAAGACCAUGAGCGCUCUUGAAGAGGUCUUCAAAAUUGCCAGAGCACAAACUCUCAUUGCUCUCUGCAGCACAGUCCCCGGGUACUGGUUCACCGUGGCAUUCAUAGACAGGAUUGGAAGGUUCACAAUUCAAAUAAUGGGGUUUUUCUUCAUGACAGUCUUCAUGUUUGCCUUGGCCAUUCCUUACCAGCACUGGACUCUUAGAGAGAACCGAGUUGGGUUUGUUGUGAUGUACUCAUUGACCUUCUUCUUCUCCAAUUUCGGUCCAAAUGCCACGACAUUCGUGGUGCCUGCAGAGAUUUUCCCAGCAAGGCUGAGGUCCACAUGCCAUGGUAUAUCAGCUGCAGCAGGGAAGGCUGGGGCAAUUGUGGGUGCAUUUGGAUUUCAGUAUGCAGAAAAGGGUAUUGGGGUGAGGAACUGCCUCAUAAUUCUGGGUGUGGUUAACUUCCUAGGGCUGUUGUUUACAUUCUUGGUGCCUGAGUCAAAGGGAAGAUCACUGGAGGACCUGUCUGGUGAAGCAGAGCAAGAAAAUGCAGCUCCAUCAGAAUCAAGGCAGCAGGAGAUCGAAAGUGGCACAAGAACUGCUCCAGUUUAAUUAGGCUUUUUCUUUUCUUAUCAGAUUAUUAUAGCAUUGUUGUGUAGGAUUUUUCGAAUGUUUGAUCAUGUUGCUUUAUCUUCAUGCUCUGAGCCUGUUUAUUGUUUGUGGUAGCCUACGUUCCAAUUAAAAGUAAUUAAAAAGAAAGUUGGCUAAAUGCUCCUAA
Molecule: messenger RNA, 2035 nt
Organism: Prunus mume (Japanese apricot)
Lineage: Eukaryota; Viridiplantae; Streptophyta; Magnoliopsida; Rosales; Rosaceae
Source: RefSeq, a predicted model, not a curated record